GCCUUCAGGGCAUUGCGCUGCCCUUCAUCCAACCACACUUUCUUUCCCGUUUUUCCCCCUCCCUCCCCAUUUCCCACUCCCUUUCCCCGCCUGCUUUGCAUCCAUCUCCCCUACCCCGUCGCCCCCUGCUGCCUCCAUCCGCCGGGGAUAUGGCCGCAGAAGAGGUAUUGCAGACGGUGGACCAUUAUAAGACUGAGAUAGAGAGGCUGACCAAGGAGCUCACAGAGACGACCCACGAGAAGAUCCAGGCUGCUGAGUACGGGCUGGUGGUGCUGGAAGAGAAGCUGACCCUCAAACAGCAGUAUGACGAACUGGAGGCAGAGUACGACAGCCUCAAACAGGAGCUGGAGCAGCUGAAAGAGGCAUUUGGGCAGUCCUUCUCCAUCCACCGGAAAGUUGCUGAGGAUGGAGAGACUCGAGAGGAGACACUUCUGCAGGAGUCAGCAUCGAAGGAAGCUUACUAUCUGGGGAAGAUCUUGGAGAUGCAGAAUGAGCUGAAACAGAGCCGGGCUGUGGUCACUAACGUCCAGGCAGAAAACGAGAGGCUCACCGCUGUCGUGCAGGAUCUGAAGGAGAACAAUGAGAUGGUGGAGCUACAGAGAAUACGGAUGAAAGAUGAAAUUCGAGAAUAUAAAUUCCGGGAAGCCCGACUCCUUCAGGACUAUACUGAACUAGAAGAAGAAAAUAUCACGUUGCAGAAACUCGUGUCCACAUUGAAGCAGAACCAGGUUGAGUAUGAAGGCUUAAAGCAUGAGAUUAAGCGAUUUGAGGAGGAGACAGUGCUGCUGAACAGCCAGCUGGAAGAUGCCAUCCGAUUGAAAGAGAUCGCCGAGCACCAGCUGGAGGAAGCCCUUGAGACUUUAAAAAAUGAAAGGGAGCAAAAGAACAACCUGCGGAAGGAGCUCUCCCAGUACAUCACCCUCAAUGAUAACCACAUCAGCAUCUCGGUAGAUGGACUCAAGUUUGCCGAGGACGGGAGUGAACCAAACAAUGAUGACAAAAUGAAUGGGCAUAUCCAUGGACCUCUUGUGAAAUUGAACGGAGACUAUCGGACUCCCACCUUAAGGAAAGGAGAGUCUCUGCACCCUGUCUCCGACUUAUUCAGUGAGCUGAACAUUUCAGAAAUACAGAAAUUGAAGCAGCAGCUUAUGCAGGUAGAGCGGGAAAAGGCCAUUCUUCUGGCCAACCUCCAGGAGUCACAGACGCAGCUGGAACACACCAAGGGGGCGCUGACGGAGCAGCACGAGCGGGUGCACCGGCUCACCGAGCACGUCAAUGCCAUGAGGGGCUUGCAGAGCAGCAAGGAGCUCAAGGCCGAGCUGGACGGGGAGAAGGGCCGGGACUCGGGGGAGGAGGCUCACGACUAUGAGGUGGACAUCAACGGCUUAGAGAUCCUUGAGUGCAAAUACAGGGUGGCGGUUACUGAGGUGAUCGAUUUGAAAGCUGAAAUUAAGGCCUUGAAGGAGAAAUAUAAUAAAUCUGUGGAAAACUAUACUGAAGAGAAGGCCAAGUAUGAGAGUAAGAUCCAAAUGUAUGAUGAGCAGGUGACCAGCCUUGAGAAGACCACCAAGGAGAGUGGUGAGAAGAUGGCCCACAUGGAGAAGGAGCUGCAGAAGAUGACCGGCAUAGCUAACGAAAAUCACAACACCCUUAACACGGCCCAGGAUGAGUUAGUGACAUUUAGUGAGGAGUUAGCUCAGCUUUACCACCAUGUAUGUCUGUGUAAUAAUGAAACUCCCAACAGGGUCAUGCUAGACUACUAUAGGCAAAGCAGAGUCACCCGCAGUGGCAGCCUGAAAGGGCCUGAUGAUCCCAGGGGACUUUUGUCCCCACGAUUAGCCAGGCGGGGUGUGUCAUCCCCAGUGUCAUCCCCAGUAGAAACAAGGACCUCAUCUGAACCAGUUGCAAAAGAAAAUACAGAGGCCAGCAAAGAACCAAGUCCAACUAAGACUCCCACAAUCUCUCCUGUUAUUACUGCCCCACCGUCAUCUCCAGUAUUGGACACGAGUGACAUCCGCAAAGAGCCAAUGAACAUUUACAACCUUAAUGCCAUAAUCCGGGACCAAAUCAAGCAUCUGCAGAAAGCUGUGGACCGGUCCUUGCAACUGUCUCGUCAAAGAGCAGCGGCACGGGAGCUGGCCCCCAUGAUCGACAAAGACAAGGAAGCCUUAAUGGAAGAGAUCCUCAAGCUGAAGUCCCUGCUGAGCACCAAACGGGAGCAGAUCGCCACACUGAGGGCAGUGCUGAAAGCCAACAAACAGACAGCUGAGGUGGCGCUAGCUAAUCUCAAGAACAAAUAUGAAAAUGAAAAAGCAAUGGUGACUGAAACCAUGACGAAGCUUAGGAAUGAACUGAAGGCUUUGAAAGAAGAUGCUGCAACUUUCUCAUCCCUGAGAGCAAUGUUUGCAACAAGAUGUGAUGAAUAUGUCACACAGUUGGAUGAGAUGCAGAGACAGUUAGCAGCUGCAGAGGACGAGAAGAAGACUCUAAACACUUUGUUACGAAUGGCUAUCCAGCAAAAACUCGCCCUGACCCAGAGGCUGGAGGACUUAGAGUUUGACCAUGAGCAGUCCCGACGCAGCAAAGGCAAACUUGGAAAGAGCAAGAUCGGCAGCCCUAAAGUAAGUGGGGAAGCAUCAGUCACCGUGCCCACCAUAGACACUUACCUCCUGCAUAGUCAGGGCCCACAGACACCCAACAUUCGGGUCAGCAGUGGCACUCAGAGGAAAAGACAAUUUUCACCUUCCCUUUGUGAUCAGAGCCGUCCCAGGACUUCAGGGGCCUCCUACCUACAGAAUUUAUUAAGAGUCCCCCCUGAUCCCACCUCCACAGAAUCAUUUCUUCUGAAGGGCCCCCCUUCCAUGAAUGAAUUCAUCCAAGGGCACCGGCUCAGCAAGGAAAAAAGGUUAACCGUGGCUCCACCAGAUUGUCAGCAGCCUGCUGCCUCCGUACCGCCACAGUGCUCACAACUAGCCGGGAGGCAAGACUGCCCAACUGUCAGUCCUGACACAGCUCUCCCUGACGAGCAGCCGCAUUCCAGCCCCCAGUGCACCCCUCUCCGCUGUCUCUCCAAGCCUCCUCACCCCUAGUCUUCAUUUCCUAUGGACAAACACCUGGGGUGAAAGUUUUGUAGCCACACGCAGGAUACUGCCCAAGAUCCAGCAGGUGUUUUCUUCUGGGUUGUUGAUAUACACUUGGGUUAAUGUCUGUCAUUUUGGAAGAUGAGAGAAAGUUGAGAAGAAUAACACAAAGCACAGACCCUGGUGUGAUAAAACCUUCUAUGGUUUCUCUAAGUCACAGAUAAACUUCUGCAAUCAAAUGGCUACAGUUCAGUUAAAUU
Molecule: messenger RNA, 3340 nt
Organism: Propithecus coquereli (Coquerel's sifaka)
Lineage: Eukaryota; Metazoa; Chordata; Mammalia; Primates; Indriidae
Gene: BICD1
Product: bicaudal D homolog 1 (Drosophila)
Exons: 10
Coding region: 150-3089 (979 amino acids)
Biological process (GO): protein localization to organelle; regulation of microtubule cytoskeleton organization; microtubule anchoring at microtubule organizing center
Cellular component (GO): Golgi apparatus; cytosol
Molecular function (GO): dynein intermediate chain binding; dynactin binding; dynein complex binding
Source: RefSeq, a predicted model, not a curated record